Messenger RNA from Euleptes europaea (tarantolino), 1011 nucleotides. Its product is annotated as zinc finger protein OZF-like. The record is from RefSeq and is a predicted model, not a curated record. The coding region runs from base 1 to 1011 and encodes 336 amino acids. Lineage: Eukaryota; Metazoa; Chordata; Lepidosauria; Squamata; Sphaerodactylidae. Gene Ontology annotation, biological process: regulation of transcription by RNA polymerase II. Gene Ontology annotation, molecular function: DNA-binding transcription factor activity, RNA polymerase II-specific; RNA polymerase II cis-regulatory region sequence-specific DNA binding. The transcript has a single exon.
AUGGAGGAGAACUUUAGCCCGGAGGAGGCUCGAUCGCAGCUCGUGACCAAACGUAAACUCCUUAAGAUGUUAAGCUUAAGUCCCGGACACAGUCACUCUCGCGGAGCUGAAGUGAGGGAGAAGAAAAUUCAGUCCAUGACAUGGCCGGUGAAACCCGUUCAAACCAUCAAGAAACGCAAAGUCUUUUUGGUCCAUCGGGGGACUCAGACGGAAGAGAUCCCUGACAUUUGCAUCGAGUGCGGGAAAGUGUUCAUCCAGAACUCGAGCCUAGUCAGUCAGUGGCAGGCGCAGCCUGAGGACAAACCACACAAGUGCUCCGAAUGCGGGAAAAGCUUUACAGUCCGCUCCAGCCUGAACCGGCACCAGAGAAUCCACACAGGGGAGAAGCCUUAUAUAUGUCUCGACUGUGGCAAACGGUUCAAUGAUAAAUCCAACCUCACGCAGCACCAGCGAAUCCACACAGGUGAGAAGCCCUACGAGUGUAUCGACUGUGGCAAAAGCUACAGCCGCAGCUCACACAAGAAGAAACACCUGAAGGACGCAGUGGAAGAACAGAUGGAGACCUGUGCCCCGGAUGAGGAUGGUGCCGACGUCAGCGGUGGCGGCAGCGAGAAACCGAAACCAAAGCAGAAGCCGGAGGUGCUGAACACCUGCUCAGAAUGCCUACGGAGCUUCAGCCACAACGCUGACCUUAUCAAACACAUGCGCAUCCACACAGGGGAGAAGCCCUACAAGUGCAACAUCUGCGAGAAGAGCUUCAACGUCAGCUCCAACCUCUUCAGACACCAGAGGAUCCACACGGGCGAGAAGCCGUACGUGUGCUCCGAGUGUGGGAAUUGCUUCACUGACAAAUCCACCCUGGUUCAGCACCACCGGAUCCACACUGGGGAGAAGCCUUACGCGUGCCGGUAUUGCGGCAAGUGUUUCAGCCAUAGCUCCCACCACAAGAGACACGAGAAGAUCCACAACAGAGAGAACCCAUUGUUCGCUUACCCUGUCCCGUUGUUUUAA